Mirounga angustirostris (Northern elephant seal) is the source of this 1294-nucleotide messenger RNA. It is a transcript of the gene SYNGR4, whose product is annotated as synaptogyrin 4. Gene Ontology annotation, cellular component: neuromuscular junction; synaptic vesicle membrane. The coding region runs from base 105 to 1127 and encodes 340 amino acids. The transcript has 3 exons. Lineage: Eukaryota; Metazoa; Chordata; Mammalia; Carnivora; Phocidae. The record is from RefSeq and is a predicted model, not a curated record.
CCGAGCCCAGGGUGGGCCUGCAGCCCCUGGACGGCAGCGACCAGCCGGUGGCACCCAGCGUCCCCGCUCACACCCCCCAGGACGGCAGAAGCAGAGCAGCUGCCAUGCACAUCCCUGAAAGCCUCCAGGACCUGGCUGACGGUGAAGCCGUGCAGUUUCUGAAGAGGCCAAAGACGAUCAUCCGGAUCAUUGGAGGGGUCUUCUCCCUCAUCAUCUUCUCUUCCCUGCUGACCGACGGCUACCAGAACAAGACUGAGUCUUCGAAGCUCCACUGCGUCCUCAAUAGCAACAAUGUGGCCUGCAGCUUCGCUGUGGGAGCCGGCCUCCUGGCCUUCCUCAACUGCCUGACCUUCCUCGCCCUGGACGCCCACGAGAGCUGCAUCGGCAACACCCGCUUCAAGACGGCCUUCCAGCUCCUAGACUUCAUCCUGGCUGUCCUGUGGACAGGCAUCUGGUUCGUGGGUUCCUGCUUCCUGGCCAAUCAGUGGCAGCAUUCGCCACCCAAAGGGUUCCUCCUGGGAAGCAGCGGCGCCAAGGCCGCCAUCACCUUCGCUUUCUUCUCCAUCUGCAUCUGGGUGAGGAUGGGCCCCCUGUGGGGGUCGGGGCUGGGGGCCCAGAACAUUCCCGUGCUCACUCAGCUCCCCUGGGAGUGGGGGAGGGCUCCUCCCAGGGCCUCUGCUAGUCUUCUCUGUGACUGGGCAAACUGGAAAGAGGCCUCCCCUUACCCCAUGCAGAUGCAGCCCAACAUUAGGCAUCGUGCUGUGUGCCCUUGUGCAGUGAGCAGUGAACACAACUGUACCCGGGCCUCCCUCCCAGGCCGGUCCCCGGCCCCGGUCCCUCUCCUCCCCUGCCUAACCCAAGCCAGCCUCUGGCAUGCCCUUUCCUGCCCGCAGAUAUUCCAGGCCUACGCGGCCCUCCACGAUCUCCGGAAUGAUACUUCCGUCCCUUACAAGCGCUCCCUGGAUGAGGGUGGCGUGGUGCUGACCACCCUCUCCCCACCUUCUGCCGCCAGCCCUGCUAACACGCCCACCACUGGCCCCAACAACCCGAGUUAUGCCAGUUCUGCCCUGCCCCCCUAUCUGACCACUCCGAAGGCCCCCCGCCUCGCUAUGAUGCCCGACAACUGAACAUCCUCCUCCACAUCAGUAAAGAGAUAAUCCUCCCUCCGGAAGGGUUUCUGAAAACAGCCCUCUGUCCUUCUCAUGUCUGUUCCUCUCUGGUCUUUUGAGUGGCCAGGGGUGGGGAGAAAUCCUACGAGGUCACUUCAGGGGUCUCUGCACUGCACGGGGCCAAA